AGACCAUCGAGGCUGACGUUUGAUUUUACUCCCUUCAUGGCAGUUCUUCCGAUUUAUGGAUGGAUGGAGAUGUCACGGCAUCAUACCAUUAUGUUCUAGCUAGAUUUGGACAAGGGAAGAAGGAAGGCUAUCAUUUGGGCUGCCCUGUCUCUGGACUAAGCUGUGUAGCAGAAAUGGAGAAUUCCUCUAUGUCAGCUUCUUCUUCGGUUGUUGGGGAGGAGAUGGUCGAGGAUGGCCAUGGUCGGAAUCUAUCUGCCCUUCUUAGGAGGACCAUCUACGCCAUCUUCACUUGCCUAUUCGUAACAGUGGGCUUCAUGCUGGGGGCUUUAAUCAUCAUCUUGGAAGGCAAAAGCGAGAAUGUGGGCUUCCUCCAUGGUGUUGGCGUUGGAGCACUAUCUGGUGCCAUAAUUUCAAUGGAGAUACUGGACUCUUCUCUUGCUUUCCUUAACUCUCAUCCAUCAAGAAGCAGGGCCACGCUCUUCCUAGUGAUUAAGUUCUCAUGCCGCUGCGCAAGCAGAAAAUUCAUUCAAGAGCGAGUUGUUCAAGCAAUAUAUGCUGCAUUACCGAGACAGGUGAAUGAGCUGGAUGAUGUCCUAGACAUAUUCGAAACCGAAACACAUCCGUGUGGCAUGUCUUCUAUUUCUCUUGAACAGCUUGGAAGAAUGAAAUUUGAUGCAGCAGAAAAGGAUGGUGAUACCAAUUCAACCUGUGCUAUAUGUUUACAGGCCUUUCAACAGGAAGAAAUCAUACGGAGAUUGCCUCUUUGUAAACACAUCUUUCAUCUUCCUUGUAUUGAUACUUGGCUCUCAAGGCAUAACUCGUGCCCUCUUUGUAGGCAACAAUUUGGUGAACAUUUGUAAAUUUGCAUGGACAAAAUGUCACUGCUUUUCUAAAAGUAGAGAGAUGAAAGAAGAGCUCAUUUUCCAUUUUGCA
Messenger RNA from Nymphaea colorata (pocket water lily), 933 nucleotides. RefSeq names its product NEP1-interacting protein-like 1. NCBI's taxonomy places the organism in Eukaryota, Viridiplantae, Streptophyta, Magnoliopsida, Nymphaeales, Nymphaeaceae. The record is from RefSeq and is a predicted model, not a curated record. The transcript is spliced from 6 exons. The coding region runs from base 60 to 860 and encodes 266 amino acids.